Molecule: messenger RNA, 1187 nt
Organism: Heterocephalus glaber (naked mole-rat)
Lineage: Eukaryota; Metazoa; Chordata; Mammalia; Rodentia; Bathyergidae
Gene: Gltpd2
Product: glycolipid transfer protein domain containing 2
Biological process (GO): intermembrane lipid transfer; ceramide transport
Cellular component (GO): cytoplasm; membrane; cytosol
Molecular function (GO): ceramide 1-phosphate binding; ceramide 1-phosphate transfer activity
Source: RefSeq, a predicted model, not a curated record
CGUUAGGGGACCGCAGGCUUCUUUUCCGUGGAGUCGAGGGGACACCGACAGUCUCUAGGCUGGUGUUGCAGCAGCAGCUAUGGGGGUCGCGCCGCCGCCCCCGGCUCUGCGGCGCUGGUUCCGACACGCAAUUGCUCUUGCUGUCUUCGUGCUGAUGCUUUAUCUGAGCGAUCGGAUCCUCCGCUUCCUAUCAGGCUGCAGGCCCGAAGCACAGUCCUGCACUCCGGAAGGACCGCUGCCCUUCAAGGCAUGGCACGAGUCGGGACCCCUGGCAGCCCCAGGUUGGAAAGAGCCCCCAUGUCUGGGGCCUCAGGGCAUGCUGGGCCGGAUAAGAAGGUCCUUCGGAGCCAGUCUGAAGCCCGAAGGGGAUGUGGAGUUGUCGCAGUACCUGGCAGGAUGGAGGGAACUCGUCAGGUUCCUAACUCCCCUGGGCUCCAUCUUCGCUUUCGCCACGAGCGAGGCCUUCAUCAAGGUGACAGCCCUCGAGGCUCGCGUGCUGGGGCCAGACGCCGCGCACUACACGUCGCUGGCGACCAUGGCAGCGUGGGAGCGGCGCGUGGGGCUUCUGGAGCAGCCCGGCACCGCCCCCCGGGACUCGGCCCAGGCCUCCGGCUCGAGGACGCUGCUUCUGCUGCACCGCGCGCUGCGCUGGUCCCAGCUCUGCCUCCACCGGGUGGCGACAGGGACGCUCGGAGGCCCCGAUGCGGGCGUGCAGUGUGGCGACGCCUACCGCACCGCCCUGGCCCCGCACCACCCCUGGCUCAUCCGUCAGGCCGCCCGCCUCGCGUUCCUCGCCCUCCCGAGCCGCGACCGCUUGCUCGAGCUGGCGUGUCCAGCAGCCGGAGAGGCGGACGCGCGAGCUGCGUUGGCCGGGGCCGCCGGCACCCUGGAGCAGGUCUACAACCGCACCGAGGACCUGCUGGCCGGGCAGGGCCUGCUGCAGCUGGCCUGAGAACUGCGGCAGCGAGAAGAGCGCGCAGCGGGAACGCGGCUCAGCACAGCCCUGGAUCGCGCCCCAGGCACCCGCCCGGCUCACCCAGGGGCGGGGAGCCUGGAGAACCAGCCCUUCGGUGACGUCACCGCAGCUCAGCCCCGCCCCAGCGGGGUAUGGUUUGGGCUCCUCCCCGCAGCCGCACUCUCAGGAAGAUGGGAGGAGCUCAGAGAAAUAAAGUAUUUUUUCGGCAGGG